AUGGAGCAUUGGAAUGAUGACUUAGAAAAUAACUAUGACGAAGACGAUGUUUUAGAUGAAGCGGUCAUCGUGAGUGCAUUGGUUAGUGAGUAUGCAGUAACAUAUUUAUGUAAAGAGCCAUGCAGAACAAGUGACCAAACUGGGCAUGCAUGGGUACAAGAAAUAUUGCGAGGCAAUCCCACUCGGUGCUAUGAGAUGUUUCGAAUGGAAAAACGUGUAUUCCAUUAUCUUUGUGCUGAAUUGUCUGAAUAUGGUCUAAAGGUCACUAAACAUAUGGGGGUCGAAGAAAUGGUUGCAAUGUUUUUAAAUAUGGUAGGUCAUGGAAUAGGUAAUAGAAUGAUACAAGAAAGAUUUCAACAUUCAGGAGAGACUGUUAGUAGACAUUUGCAUAAGGUUUUACGUGCUUGCUUGCAAUUGUCCUUCAAUUAUAUCAAGCCACAAGAUCCUACCUUUCGUGAGUUCCCAUCAAAAAUUCAAAAUGACCCACGAUAUUGGCCAUUUUUUAAGAAUGCUAUAGGAGCAAUAGAUGGAACCCAUGUUCGUUGUGUGGUUAGCUUGUUCGAACAACCAAAAUUUAUUGGAAGAAAAGGAUAUCCUACACAAAACAUAAUGGCUGCAUGUGAUUGGGACAUGUGUUUUACUUUUGCUUUAGCUGGAUGGGAAGGCACUGCACAUGAUGCUCGUGUUUUUUAUAAUGCUCUUACAACUCCUAGUAUGAACUUCCCGCAUCCACCUCCAGGUAAGUAUUAUUUGGUGGAUGCUGGUUACCCUACACCAGUUGGGUACAUUGGUCCGUAUAAAUGUGAACGUUAUCAUCUACCAGAUUUCAGGCGUUCAUCAGGAUUUCAAAAUGAGAACGAGAUAUUCAAUUAUUAUCAUUCAAGCUUGAGGUGUACUAUAGAAAGGACUUUUGGGGUAUGGAAGAAUAGAUUUGCAAUUCUAGAUCACAUGCCUCCGUACAAAAUCCAAACACAAGUUCAAAUAGUCAUUGCAACCAUGGCUAUCCACAAUUUUAUUAGAAGGCAUACUGACACUGAUUUUAAAUUUAGUCAGUAUGAAGAUGAAAAUAUCCUCGAAGGUAAUUAUGAUGAUCAUGUUGUUUCAUAUCCAUCACCAAGUGCCAACAUAGUUUCCUCAUCAGAAAUGGAUCGUCUUCGAGACUCAAUUCGAGAUCAAAUUCUACAAUGCAGGGAAAAUAACUAG
This is a messenger RNA of Neltuma alba, 1203 nucleotides long. RefSeq lists its product as uncharacterized. The coding region runs from base 1 to 1203 and encodes 400 amino acids. Lineage: Eukaryota; Viridiplantae; Streptophyta; Magnoliopsida; Fabales; Fabaceae. The transcript has 2 exons. The record is from RefSeq and is a predicted model, not a curated record.